AUGGGUUUGCCCCGCGAUCGCACCUUCAUCCUCCAUGACGGUGCAGCACAUUUGUUGGGGUGUUCGCGCUGCAUGGUGCCUCCCCCUCGUCUCGCGUGUUUUUCCGUAGGCACUGGUGUGGGCUUCGGCAUCUCCGAUGAGGAAGGUGCUGUGGUGGAUCCUUCUUCAACGACAGGCGCCCGGAGCCACUUCCUCAACGGGGUCCCCUUGUCCGGUGCCAGGCACUGGGACGACAGUGGUAAGGCCUUGGAUCCCGAGUCGGGCCAUCCAGGGCCGACUGGGGACCUUUUGCUGGAAGCCCUUCGUGACGACCUGGCCAGCUAUCGCGGCCUUUGGCGCGACUGGGUGGCUCGCACCGAGCAUGUGGACGACGUGGAGCAGGUGAUGCGUAAGGAGUUCGCCAACAUGGGCCGGCCCUGGAGCUUUCCCUGGGUGAGCUUGGUCCUCGGCCGUCGUGGCAUGGAGCUGGCAGAGGCGGCCUUCGGUCCGGAGAGCCCGGAUCUAUGGGAUCAAAUGGAGUGUAGGCGGAGUCUCUGGCCCAAUGGGUUUUGGAGGGCUGCCCGCCGCCCGAGCGCGGCGACGACGGAGGUGCAGGCAAGACCGGGUCACACCUCCGCGUGGGCGGGAAACCUGAAAGGAGCCGGCGGGUUUCACACCUUAGAGAUGGAUGGAAAGGCCUGCAAGACUGCAAGCUAA
Durusdinium trenchii is the source of this 696-nucleotide messenger RNA. The record is from the annotation of a GenBank genome assembly. NCBI's taxonomy places the organism in Eukaryota, Dinophyceae, Suessiales, Symbiodiniaceae.